AUGCACGCUCCGGGGGACAUAAUCAUCGGGGGACUUUUCCAGAUUCACUCAGAAGCUAACAAAAGCGCGAUUCCUGUUCCUUUGGUCUGCUCUGGCCAUGACUUCGAAACGCACCUACAAGCUCAAGUGAUGAUAUUUGCCAUCCAAGAAAUUAACCAGCGCAAACCAAAGGUUUUGCCCAACUUUACCCUUGGAUAUGACAUAUAUGACACGUGCGGAGAUGUAAGGUUUGCCAUCAGAAGCACGCUUCAGCUCUUGAGGGGCCCUACAGAUCCUCAGAGCUGUUCUUCGCUUGGAGACUACCCCUCUGUUCUACCUGAACCACAUGCAAAAGUCGUGAUCGGGGAGAGGCAUUCAGAAGUGUCUAUAGCUGUUGCACGAAUAUUGGCUCUGGCAUCAGUUCCCCAGAUAAGUUAUGGAUCAACCAGUGAGCUACUCAGCAGGAAGUUAAAGUUUCCCACCUUUCUACGCACAAUCCCUAGUGAUGCACAUCAGGUAGAGGCCAUCGCUAAGCUGGUGAAGCGGUUCAACUGGCAAAUAGUGGCCGUUAUUGGAAGCGAUGAUGAAUAUGGCAAGUACGGCAGCGAACACCUGAUUGACCUCUUCAGCGGGAACCAGUGCAUCGACUUCAAGAUGAUCCUACCUGGUUACUUUAUGUCAAACAAGACGAAGACCCGUGACAAGCUAGCCGAGCUGAUGAACCUGAUCAACCAGUCCUCUGCCGAGGCCAUCAUCCUUUUCACCAAGGAGUCCAACGUCAAAAUUAUCAUGGAGGCGGCUGUUCAAAUGAACAUCAACAGGACUUUGAUUGCGAGCGAUUCAUGGUCCACUUCCCAUAAGAUCUCAGAGAUGCCUGGCAUCGAGAGGGUCGGCCAGGUGUUUGGUUUCAUCUCCAAGAAAAACGAAGUGCCUGGUUUUGAAGACUAUGUCAAGUCGAUGAUUAACAGUACAACCAACACCUUUUUGAAGGAUAAUUUGAUGCAUUGCUCACCUUGCUCCAGUCCUUCAACCAGCCGAAAUGGGUCCAUGCCAAGCCAGAGGCGGUCGUGUCUGGACCCUCGGUGCUUGGUGAGUUACAUUGACCAGGAUGAAUCGUACAAUAUCUACCUAGCCGUCAGAGUUAUCGCCGAGGGACUGAGAAGAUUGCUGAAGUGUGAUAGCGAAAAAUGUGAACGCAGCGCCGAUUUUACAGCCUUGGAGCUUUUUAGGGAGAUCAAGAACGUCGACUUCACCGUCAACAACGUCACACACAUGUCCUUUGAUGAUAAUGGCGACCCCACUAUAGGAUAUGACAUUGUCAAAUGGGACAUGGCCGCAUCGAAUCUACGUAUAAAAACCAUUGGAGAGUAUCGGCCGUCUGGGGAGAUCAUCCUUCAAGAGCAUCUUGACCAUCUUAUUAGAGAAAGCUGCAAUGUGACGGUAACUGCUUACAACUGCUCUAAAACCUGUCAACCGGGAUUUGAAUUAAAAAAGAAAAGAGGGGAACCCUGCUGUAAGGAAUGCAUUCGUUGUCGUAAAGGACAUUAUUCCACUGGAAAAGGUAUGGAGUGUGAGCAAUGCAAGGAAGAUCAAUAUACACCUCUGCAGAGACACAGGUGCCUGGAAAAACCUGUGGUGUUCCUCACGUGGUCAGACCCCUUCAUUAUAGCCAUAUUAUUAUUUGAAAUGUUGGGCAUUGUUGCCACCCUCCUAGUGGCCAUUUUGUUUAUGGUCUAUCGACGGACCCCCAUUGUGAAGGCUGUUGGAGGCCACUGGUGUUUCGUGGAGCUUUUGUCCCUGCUCGCCUGCUUCUGCCUCAUCUGUACGUUUACUGGGAAGCCUACGAAGCUGUCCUGUGCAGCAGGCUUGCCUGUGUUCGGCAUGACCUUCACCCUCUGCGUCUGCUGCAUUCUGGCCAACCUCCUCCAAAUCUUAGCGGGCUUUAGUUUUAAUAAGAGGCUGGGAAACUGGCUGAAGAGACUCAACCAGCCCUUGGCUGUGGUGGCAAUCCUCUCUGGGGUCCAGGUGGCCUUGUGUGCAGUUUGGCUCAUCUGUCGCCCACCUUUCCCAUUUUCGCAACCCAUCAACAAAGAGAUAAUUCUGGGUUGCAAUAAAAACUCCCGUGUGUUUUUCAUUGCCAUGUUAGGCUAUAUUGCUCUGUUGGCAUUGACCUGUUUUUUGUUUGCAUUCAAAGGAAAGCGGUUGCCAGAUCUGUAUAAAAAUGCCAGCUUCGUUACCAUCAGCAUGCUGCUUUUUCUGGUGGUGUGGCUCAUCUUCAUUCCCAUCUACAUCAGCAACAAGGCUGAGAAAUACACGCGGGCUUUAGAGGCUGCUGCCAUUCUGGUUUCCAGCUACAGCAUCCUCUGCUGUCACCUAGCCCCAAAGUGUUACAUCAUGGUGUUCAGGAAAGAGAUAAAUGAUGAAAACGCCAUCACCAAUUAUAUCAAGAAGCAUUUUGAACAGAAAGGGAUGACGGUGGCUAAAACAUAG
Lampris incognitus (smalleye Pacific opah) is the source of this 2469-nucleotide messenger RNA. Its product is annotated as G-protein coupled receptor family C group 6 member A-like. The coding region runs from base 1 to 2469 and encodes 822 amino acids. The transcript has 6 exons. Gene Ontology annotation, biological process: G protein-coupled receptor signaling pathway. The record is from RefSeq and is a predicted model, not a curated record. Gene Ontology annotation, molecular function: G protein-coupled receptor activity. Gene Ontology annotation, cellular component: membrane. Lineage: Eukaryota; Metazoa; Chordata; Actinopteri; Lampriformes; Lampridae.